ACCUACCCCUUUCACUGCGGCUCGAAAGCAGAGCGGACUGACCCGCUUCUGAUCUAAAUCACUGCUAGCGCUCAUUGUGAGAUACAGCAACCACUUCUGUAGGCUUUCUGAAACUGCCUAGACCUUUGCAAAUGCAAGCAAUUAAAUGUGUGGUGGUCGGGGACGGGGCUGUGGGAAAGACCUGUUUGCUAAUCAGCUACACCACCAAUGCCUUCCCCGGAGAGUACAUACCCACUGUCUUUGACAACUACUCUGCCAAUGUGAUGGUUGAUGGGAAACCAGUGAAUCUGGGUCUAUGGGAUACAGCAGGACAGGAAGACUACGACAGACUCCGACCACUGUCCUAUCCACAGACGGUAACACACACACAGCUUCUAACCCAUUAUCUUUCUGAUGUGUUCUUGAUAUGCUUCUCCCUGGUCAGCCCCGCCUCCUUUGAGAACGUCCGAGCUAAGUGGUACCCAGAGGUGAGACACCACUGCCCCAACACCCCCAUCAUCCUGGUGGGCACUAAACUGGAUCUGAGAGAUGACAAGGACACCACGGAGAGGCUGAGGGACAAGAAGCUGUCCCCCAUCACCUACCCCCAGGGCCUGGCCAUGGCACGGGAGAUAGGUGCUGUGAAGUACCUGGAGUGCUCGGCCCUGACCCAGCGAGGGUUGAAGACGGUAUUUGACGAGGCCAUCCGUGCUGUGCUGUGCCCCCCACCCGUCAAGAAGAGGGGCAAGAGGUGCACAGUGUUCUGAGGGCUCUUAUUGUUCCAGGAUCAACCUCCAGCAUAGUGGCCAUCGUCAUGACGAUACAUCUGGUACACUAAAACAUCACCAUAAUAAUCACUACUUCUCUUCGGGACAAGUCCUAACUUGAAACACCACGUAACGGCAAUUUAACUGACGUUUGUGUAAAUAAUGGAUUCAUGUCAAUGGAAUAUUUGAUCUCGAGUUAGGAUUGGCCCCAAGAGAAAUAAAUACUGGAUUUUUUUUUUACAAUAGGAAAACCAUUUGAUCAGGUGUAAAGAUGUGUCGUCAAGUUGCCAUUUGUUUGUUUUUACACAGAGGAAAGCACUUGAGGUAUCUACUCUCACUCAUACAACCCUAGUCCCUCUCAGUCCUGUUAGCUUGUGUUGAUACAGCACUCAAAACAGUCUGUACUGUGAAUCUGUCGCUCUGGGUUGAAGUUGCCCUUAGGUACAGAUUUAGGAUCAACGUUCCCGCCUCAAGUCCUAAACUUGACCAUUACGGGGAUGACCUUAGAUCAGUGAUUAGGGGCAAUUUCACCCUACUCUGUGAAGUGAAUAAUGUGACAAACAGACAAGAAUGACAUGGGAGCUGUACAACCUGGCUACCUGAGGAAUGCCUCUGAUGGAGGUGCUUGCAUUGGUUUAAACAAUAUGUCUUCAUUUUCCAAUUAUUUGAAUCUACCCAUGCAUGUCACUGUAUGUGUGAGAGUAAAAUUUCCAGCAGUGUCACGUUUCUGAUACUAUUACUGCAUUGUAGUGAUAGACAAGACUUUGCUACAAACUGUUGAUUCAACAAAAGGGAAAUGGAUGAUCACAACCGUGGUCUGUUUUAUGUGUUACACAAACUAAGUCUAGUGAUAAUGUACAAAAUAAUAUUUAGAGGAGGAAUGCAUUAUGGAUAUAUCUAUUUAUUAUGGACCUGAAUAUUUAGCUCUUUAAUUCCAGAAGAAAAGGAUAAUACUAACCAGGUUUCCAUCCAACCUUUUUAGUGGAAACACUUUCAUGUGCAAAUAUGGAUAUAUUAACUGUCCUAUGGAAAACCCGCACUGCAUCUGCGAACUGUUGGCUUGAGCGCACGUGCCCAUACCAGAGUGGGCUCAUUUGCUAUUUAACAAAAACAUUUUUUGGGAGUUGAAUGCAAUGGACUUGUAUUUGUUUUAUUUGGUACAUGGGAAUUUAACCGCAAAAUACAUUUUUGUGACCUCCGUCAUCACACACAGACUUUAAUCUACAAGUCAAUUUGAUUGAAACAUAUCUCUGGUGGGAAACUGUGCAUUUAAAAAAAGGAUGGUGAUUUUAGAAUGUGUGCAUAAAAAUCUGCUGCCAAUUGGAUGGAAACCUAGCUAGUAACUCACUUUUAAUCUAGAGAUCUCAUAUCGCAAAACAAUGUAAUUAAUUAACGAGUGCGUUUCUGUGGUUGUUGUAGACCUGCAGUAUAACUGUUUCUUCUCCUCUAGUGGUGAGAUAAAGGAAUGCAUUCUUCUCUGACAUCAAAUAAAAUAAAAUUGUAUUUGUCAGAUGCGCUGAAUACAA
Molecule: messenger RNA, 2272 nt
Organism: Oncorhynchus keta (chum salmon)
Lineage: Eukaryota; Metazoa; Chordata; Actinopteri; Salmoniformes; Salmonidae
Product: ras-related C3 botulinum toxin substrate 3-like
Exons: 6
Coding region: 132-746 (204 amino acids)
Biological process (GO): small GTPase-mediated signal transduction; regulation of cell shape; establishment or maintenance of cell polarity
Cellular component (GO): cell projection; plasma membrane; cytoskeleton
Molecular function (GO): GTPase activity; protein kinase binding; GTP binding
Source: RefSeq, a predicted model, not a curated record